Molecule: messenger RNA, 2524 nt
Organism: Nezara viridula (southern green stink bug)
Lineage: Eukaryota; Metazoa; Arthropoda; Insecta; Hemiptera; Pentatomidae
Source: the annotation of a GenBank genome assembly
CUUUACCUAAGCUAAUAAGGUUAACCGGUGAGCAACUCUGACCUCUUUGGAUUGUUAUCAUAUCAUAACCUGCUUUCCAAUCCUCUUUUACAAAUCAUUUUUGAUUUCAUGUAAUUUUGAAUUGGGAUAGUGAAAUAUAUUAAGUGUAAUGACUCUGUAUCACUUUGGUAAUUGCCUUGCCUUAGUUUAUGUACCCUAUCAUCUUACAUACAAAUACUCAGGGCUAUCUGAAUAUGGAGCAUUUUGGAAAUGUAUACAGGCUGGUGGUAUUUAUAUUAUUACGCAACUGUGUAAAAUGUUGCUUUUAGCUACAUUCUUUCCCACGACAGAGACCAAUAUCCAUGGGCAUGUUGAUAUAUUUGGGGAAUGGCUAAAAGGUACAGUUGAGCUUGCUGAUUUAGUAGGACUUUAUGCAGUAUUAUCAAAUAUUCCUGGAAAAGGGCACGCAAAGCUUUUGACUGCUGGCCUGGGUUGGGCUGGAGCUGAAGCUGCUCUCACACGAUUCGUACCGUUAUGGAUUGGCGCCAGAGGUGCUGAAUUUCAUUGGCGUUACAUCCAAGAAAGUCUCGAAUCCAAUAUCAAUUUAGCCCAUCAUAUUGCAACUGUGGCUCUUGUUUGGCUUUGGUCAAGGCAUGACCUCUCGAAAGCUGCAGUUCCUAUUGUCACAGCGAUGUUACUUCUCUCAUCAUACAAGCCACUUUUGAUACAGCUGAUUCUGCCGGCAGCAAUAUGUCCUUGGAUUGCUCUAUUGAUCAAAGCAGGAUAUACGUUGCUUCUGGCCUUUCCAACUCUAAAAAUUUAUGCUGGUCUUGCCGAGAGCAUUGGAAUUUAUUGAUCAUCUUGAAUAAUUAGUGACUGUUAUUUCAAUGAAGUUGACUGAUUUGAGUUCAGUUAGUGAAACAAAAAUAAAAGUUGUAUUUAUCAUGUUUUGUAUAAAGACUGACUUAUUUAUUAUAAAUUGAUACAAAAUGUAUUUAAAUGUUUAAUGUAGUUGUCCUUUUGUUGAUCUUUACAUAAACUGUUUAUCUAGAUAAGACGACAUUUAUAAAUUAUCAAACCAUAAAGUGUAAAUAAGACUUAUUCCAAAAUAAUAUUCCACCACCGAAAUGUCUCUUAACCCUUUACUGGCCAAUGGGCACUGCAGUUCCCAAAUUGGUUAGAUUAACAUAAUUCCGAAAUAAUGCCCUCAGAAUACUUCCUUCUUGCUUCACAACCAACCCUGGGCAUCAUAGAUAAGAAUCCUGCCAAUUUUCACUCCCUUCAUCAGGUUGUUUACUGAUACCUACCGGUCACCUUUCAGGAGCUGGCUUAAUAUGGUUUUCAGUUUCAAGGGAGUAAGUAUUUUUAUAUUUUACUUGUGUACUUUAUGUAGUUGGCUCAAUUAUAAUUCACAAGCAAUAAUUCACACAUAAACAAGUGUGAUAAGAUUUUUUUUAUUAUACUCAGCAAUUUUAUUUUUGGGAACUGAGGUUCCCUUUGACCAACUGCGGGGUAAUGUUUACAUUCCAAAUAGUGUGUCACUUUUUUAUUGAUUUUAAACACAUCAGCAUAUUUAUUUGUCUUUAUAAUUGCGUAAUGUAUUUUUAGAAUUUUCAUUCUCAGAGCGAGUUGAUUUUGUCGCUUGACCUGAAGAUUAAGUUCCCAUCUAAUGCGGAGGAAGAAGGCAAUGAAAAAGAAAUUGCCGUUUCCCAUUCAAUGAAUGCAUUGUUUUCUGACCACAAGCUGGAUAGAGAGUUAUCCAAUAAUUUUUUUGACGUUGGAUUAGAAAAAGAAGAUGACGAUAAUAAUAACAUAUUUUUGAUAGAUGAGAUAUAUUUGAGAAUGGACUUCCCAGUGGUGAAAUAGUAGCAAUGAAUAGUGGUACAGAUGUGAUUUAAGAAAAUCAUCGUAAUGAUGUGUAACUACUCGAAAAUAAAACCAAAUUUUAUAAAAAGGGGGAAAAAUCAAAUCCUAAAAAAAAAAGAAUUUAUGGCUCAAAUUACUAGGCAUUUUUUUUUUUUUUAAGUUUAAUUCAGAAGUGUAUUUUCAGUAUAAUUUUAUGAUAAAUAAUAAAUUCUGUAUGUUCCUAUAGAGAGACAAAAAUCAAAGUUACCAAAAGGUAGCCAAGGGAUACCUCAAGACCCAAACAUGUUUUAAAAUUUCUUACCUCAGCUGUCCAGUGCGUACCCCAGGAACCAGUCAUAAAACUUUUAUUAUGCAAUAAAAAAAAAAAAAAUGAAAGUUCAAUGUUUUAUUCUAAGACAAAUAUAUUAAUAAAAAUAUUUUUUUUUCCUUUUCUUUAACCCUUGAACAGUUAAGGGUUAAUAACAUGUAUAAAUGCUUACCAUUAAAUUAAUGGUAUAAAUAAAAGUAUUAAUUGUUGGAUUUUUGUUUUUUAUUCAUACCAUAUUCUGAAGUACAAGAGUGUAAACUCCAAUAAUAUGAUCUCAUUUGUCAGGUCAAACUAUUUUAAGUAAUAUCCAGUGUUGAUUUGCCUAUUAAACUUCUUUGUAGUUAAAAAUAAAUAAAUAACCUACACAUUGAA